Cynara cardunculus var. scolymus (artichoke) is the source of this 1966-nucleotide messenger RNA. RefSeq names its product GTPase-activating protein gyp7-like. Gene Ontology annotation, biological process: activation of GTPase activity. The coding region runs from base 377 to 1729 and encodes 450 amino acids. NCBI's taxonomy places the organism in Eukaryota, Viridiplantae, Streptophyta, Magnoliopsida, Asterales, Asteraceae. The record is from RefSeq and is a predicted model, not a curated record. The transcript is spliced from 12 exons. Gene Ontology annotation, molecular function: GTPase activator activity.
UUUGCGCUCCACAAAGAACCAAGAUUUUGCAAUUAUGGAACAAGAAUUCAACGCCAUUCGUAUUUCAGAAUAAUGAUGUUGUCCUCGGAGGAAGUUUUAGCAGAUCAGGAACUGCGCCUCCUCCGUCAAGAAAAAAAGAACAGAUGCCCGACUCCACUGAAAAUGACAUACCCAAAAUCCCCAUAAUUGAAAUAGAAAAAGAAAAGUUCGUUUCUUUGGAAAUCUACGUCAAGAUCUCAUCUGGGUUUUGUUCCUUCAGGUGUUUUAGGGUUGGGGGUGUACCAUUCUUGUACCAAUUGCUUUGAUUUGGUGUUUUGUAGAAAAGCAAAUCUCAAAAAUCUAGUGUUCAUCUUAAAGAAAAAGUUAGCAAAAGAGGAUGAAUAUUUUGUGGAAAGAUCCAGGACUUCCGACCGAUUCAUUCUAUGAGGUUCGAGCUGAAUGCACCGAUGUUCCUAAAACCAAGUUUAAAAUUAAGUCUGGGAAGACCCUUAGUGUACGGAAGUGGCAGUCUGCAUUCAGUCCAGAAGGAUAUCUUGAUAUAGGCCAAACCCUUGGUCGAAUUUAUCGUGGAGGGAUACAUCCAACAAUUAGAGGAGAGGUAUGGGAAUUUCUACUCGGCUGUUUUGAUCCUAAGAGCACAACUGAGGAGCGAGAAGAGAUACGGCUAACAAGAAGGGAAGAGUAUUAUCGGCUGAAAGAACUUUGCACUUAUAUGUUCCCUCUUGUUGGAAGUGGCAAGUUUAUCACCGCUCCUGUGAUCACAGAAGACGGUGUUGCAACCCAAGAUCCCGUAGUACUUCUAGAAGCAAACCCUGAAAAUCUUAUGACACCAACAAAUCAAGCAACUGUUGCUUCAAAUUCAACCACAAGUUGUCCCAAGGAAGAAGACAAGAAGAUAAUCCAAUGGAAACUUACCCUACAUCAAAUAGGUCUUGAUGUGGUUCGCACGGACAGGACACUAGUGUUUUAUGAGAAGCAGGAGAAUUUAGCGAAACUAUGGGAUGUUCUUUCCGUUUAUGCUUGGUUUGAUAAAGAAGUCGGUUAUGGUCAAGGGAUGAGUGAUCUUUGUUCCCCCAUGAUUAUGCUUCUUGAAGACGAAGCAGAUGCAUUUUGGUGCUUCGAACGUCUAAUGCGCAGAUUGCGAGGGAAUUUCAAAUGCGUAGGGAGUUCUGUGGGAGUGGAAUCGCAGCUCUGCAAUCUAGCCAAUGUUAUUCAAGUUGUUGAUCCUAAACUUCAUGCUCACUUGGAACACCUAGGUGGCGGUGAUUAUCUAUUCGCCUUCAGGAUGCUCAUGGUGUUGUUUCGACGAGAAGUUUCUUUUGGUGAUUCGUUGUACUUAUGGGAGAUGAUGUGGGCGUUGGAGUAUGAUCCCGAUUUGUACACUCAGUAUGAGGAAUCUGAUUCUGAAAGACCUGAAGAUGCCAAAGGAAAACCAAAAUCGUCAAAACAAUGUGGCAAAUUCGAAAGGGAAUACUUGCGAAGUGGGGCCAAAGUUGGAGAACCGCUCCCUAUUUCCGUGUUCCUCGUUGCAAGCGUCCUCAAGGAGAAAAGCGUCAAAUUGCUCACAGAAGCCAAGGGGCUCGACGAUGUUGUCAAGAUAUUGAACGACACUUCAGGGAACCUGGAUGCUAGAAAAGCUUGCUCAGGGGCUAUGAAACUUCACAAAAAGUAUUUGAAAAAGGUGAAGAUGGAAAAGGCAUCUGCAGAAAAGGGGUCUGCAGCUACGUGAAGGUGGCUUUGAACCACGAUGAGUUUUGACUAUUGUUGACUUUGAUUUACGAUACGAAGAAUUCUCUCCGCAAAAAGAAAAGAUGUAUAGAGGGUUGGAGGCCAUUUGUUUGUAAAGACUAAUCUGUGUACUAUUACAUUCGAUUCUUUUUGAAGGCAAUGUGUGUAUAAACUACUAUAGUAUAUGUAACAAUUGAUGAACCCAGACUGAGUUAUACUUUUAAGAAUAAAAAAAACU